CUGCUAGCAGCAUUUACUGCUGCCUUACGCAACGCCCUCCCCCAGGAAGAGAUAGGCAAGCCAGCCAAAUUUUCCGGAGAUAUCGAGAAAGCCUGGGAUUUCAUCCACCAAUGCGAGAUGUAUUUCCUCUCCAAGGCCUCGCAAUUUCCAAAUGAUCAGGCAAAGAUUCACUUUGCAGACUCGCUCAUGAAAGACUCAGGGAAGAAACAACCCCGGAAAUGGGCAACGGUCAAGGAGAAGUUGUAUCUCCUUCAAGGAUGGCCCACCUGGGCCACACAUCGUCAAGACUUCUUGGAGGCCUACAAAACAACCGACCCAAAAUCCAAAGCCAUGGUUGAACUCCACCAAAUUGUCCAAAAAGACCAUGAGACGGUCAACGAAUACAACGUGCACUUCAACACGUUGAUCGCAGAAGCAGAAAUAGUCAACCCAGACGCUGACGGAAACCUCCUCCAACAAUACCUUCGCGGAUUAAAGGAAUCCCUUGCGCGCCAGCUGAUCGCCCACAUGCUGAUCAAUGCCGCCCUUUCCCAACAGAUGCACCUUCCUACCAAUUCUGGAACUGCGACAACCACCUCGACAUCAUCCACCCGUGAUCCUAAUGCCAUGGAUGUAGAUGCCCUUAAUACCGGACAAAGUGGAAUUAAGUGCUACAAUUGCGGAAAAUUUGGGCAUAUCUCCAGAGAAUGCAGACAACCUCGG
Molecule: messenger RNA, 702 nt
Organism: Phanerochaete carnosa HHB-10118-sp
Lineage: Eukaryota; Fungi; Basidiomycota; Agaricomycetes; Polyporales; Phanerochaetaceae
Exons: 2
Molecular function (GO): zinc ion binding; nucleic acid binding
Source: RefSeq, a predicted model, not a curated record